Clonostachys rhizophaga is the source of this 2067-nucleotide messenger RNA. Lineage: Eukaryota; Fungi; Ascomycota; Sordariomycetes; Hypocreales; Bionectriaceae. The record is from the annotation of a GenBank genome assembly.
AUGGCCUCCUUACGCUGGCGCUCCAGCGUUUCUCGGAGCAUAGCCUGUGCAAGAUGUCAUCAGCCCACGGUCCUAUGGCGGCGUCUUUGUAGCAGCAAUGCUACUUCUCUAAGAUGGACCAACGUUACCAAUUCUAUUGGGGAAUUCAAUAGAAGGGAAACAAGCGGCUGGGAUGGGCGACCUCAACAGCGCGGUUAUGCAACAGAAGCACCGGCAACGGCAGCAAAGACCAAGAGAGUCUCGCGCUUAGCUUCACUCAAGAGCCAGGCCAACACUGAAGGCAAGGCAGCUGCACCCAAAAAAGUCCGUCGAAUAUUUGGCCAGACUCCAGAUAAACCUAUCAGAGCAAGGUUUGCGCCUUCACCAACUGGCUACCUUCAUCUUGGAUCUCUCCGGACUGCCCUUUUCAAUAAUCUGGUUGCCAUCGCCUCGAACGGAGGCUCCUUUAUCCUUCGCUUAGAGGACACUGACCAAAGCCGUCUUGUAGCAGACGCCGAGGAACGUUUAUACAAGGACCUCAAAUGGCUCGGGUUGUCAUGGAGCGAGGGACCAGAUUGUGGCGGACCUCACGGCCCAUAUAAACAAUCUGAGCGUCUAGAUAUCUACAAGGACCACGUUCAGAAGCUCGUAGACAGCGGCCACGCCUAUCGCUGCUUCUGCAAACCCGAGGAUCUUGAAGCGCAGAAACGCCGUCUACAUGAAGCCGGCAAGCCAACGGUGUACCCCGGCACAUGCCGCUCCAUUUCUGAAUCAGAUUCUCAGCAGCGCGCUGACGCCGGGGAGUCUCACAUCGUCCGGUUCAAGGGCGAUGCCUUUGGCAACGUUUCAGUGCGUGAUGCCAUUUACGGCCCGUUUCAGAAAAAGGAUGUAGAAGAAGACUUUGUCCUAUUGAAGACGGAUGGCUUUCCAACAUAUCACUUAGCCAAUGUGGUGGAUGAUCAUCUCAUGAAGAUCACACACGUCAUUCGUGGAGAGGAAUGGCUCAUUUCCACUCCAAAACACGUUUCUCUAUACAAAGCAUUCGGAUGGGAGCCCCCAACUUUUGCCCACCUCGGCCUACUCAUCAAUGACGACGGCACGAAACUAAGCAAGCGCAACGAUAGUGCCAACAUCUCAACCUACCGAGACCAGGGCUUUUCUCAGAUUCCUCUCAAGAUCUGGCUUGCAGGUCUCGGCUCGUCAUUUUCAUUCGAUCUCACGAAACCUUCCCUGAAAGGCUCACAAUUUCCCCGCACCUUGAAGGAGAUUGCGGAGGCGCUGUCUUAUAAGUUCACAAAAGGAGGCAUCAAACUUCAUACAGGGACCCUCCAACAUUACGAGACCAAGUGGCGUCGAUCCAUCGUAACAGACCCGAGACCCGAAACCGCCACUGAAGAAGAGGCCCUCAUCGAAGAGAAAGUCCUCCUCCCUCUCUGGAAUGAGAUCAAGAGCGUCACGAGCGAUAACACCACGUCCAUAUUCUUCCCCAAACAACCCACCAACUCGAAGCAAGACGAGCAGAAAGAACUCGUCCCAGCCCUCAAAUCAGACCAGACACGCAUCCCCUACCUCCGUCGGCUGUACGCCCACAGCGCCACCAACAACCACACCAUGCUCGAGGGCAUGGAGAAGUUCCUCUCCUCCAACCCCCACUACUUCUGGCGCGUGCCCGAGGAGCUCUACCGGCGCAGCCUGCUGGUCCACGGUUACAGCAAGCCCGUCCUGGAAGCCGUCGACCGGGUCUGCGACGACCCCGACCUCUGGGACACCAGCGAUCCCGCGCUCCUCGGCACCGAGCUCGGCAAGAGAGUCGCGCUGCUGGACCCUAAACUCCCCAGCGAUACCCUCUACCGUAACCAUCGCCUCGUCGCCAGGGGGGAUCCCUCGCUCCCAUCCCACAGCGCGUCCAUCAUGUUCAAUCUGAUCGGCCGCGAGGAGUGGAAGCACCGGAUCACUACUGUCAACAACCUCGUGAAGGAGCUUGAUGAAGGCGGCUCCGAUGUGCGAUUCCUCUGGGCCCAGGAGGCACAGAGACGAGAUCCGGAUUUCGUGGACGAAGUUACCAAGUCCUCACCUACGAAGGCUUAA